Messenger RNA from Adineta ricciae, 1065 nucleotides. Lineage: Eukaryota; Metazoa; Rotifera; Eurotatoria; Adinetida; Adinetidae. The record is from the annotation of a GenBank genome assembly.
AUGAGUCUAGCACUUGACGAAAAUAUUGCACUUGUUCUACACAAGGUUGAUGACCUUCGUUUGGAGCCUUUUCCAGUCACCGAACCAAAAGAUGGAGAAGUUCUACUUGAAAUGCAAAGUGUUGGAAUCUGUGGUAGCGAUGUACACUAUUGGAAACGAGGCGCGAUUGGAGAUUUCAUCGUUCGUGCACCGAUGGUACUCGGUCAUGAGAGUUCAGGCAAAAUCAUAAAAGUCGGACCGAAUGUGAAAAAUCUAAAAGAAGGUGAUCGUGUGACUAUCGAACCUGGUGUACCUUGUCGUCGAUGUGAUUUUUGCAAAACUGGUCGUUACAACCUUUGUCCAGAUGUUGUGUUUCUUGCCACACCACCUGUUCAUGGAAGUAUCGCACGCUACCAUACGCACGCUGCUGAUUUUUGCUUUAAAUUACCAGAUCAUGUCACUUAUGAAGAAGGCGCAUUUUGUGAGCCGUUAAGUGUUGGUGUACAUGCUUGCCGUCGUGCUGGUGUUACUAUUGGCUCGAAAGUUUUGAUUACUGGAGCUGGACCUAUUGGCCUUGUCAGCAUGUUAGCUGCAAAAGCCAUGGGAGCUGAUACGAUCAUCAUGACCGAUAUUAGCCAAGCUCGGCUUGAUUUUGCCAAGACAGUUGGAGCUACUUAUAUCCUACUUGCUGAUAAUGAUGCACAGAAAACAGCACAGAAGGUAACAGAAACACUUGGAUGUAUGCCAAAUAUAUCCAUUGAAUGUUCUGGUGCUGAAUCAUCCAUUCAAACAACAUUCUACGGCACAGCUUCAGGAGGUGUGGUCGUUCUUGUUGGACUUGGACGUCCAUUAGCAUCGUUACCUAUUGUCAAUGCUGCUGUUCGUGAAAUCGAUAUUCGCGGUGUCUUUCGUUAUGCUAAUUGUUAUCCAGCUGCCUUGAGCUUGAUCGCAUCUGGUCGUAUCGAUGUUAAGCCAUUGAUCACGCAUCGAUAUGAUAUUAAGGAAUCUGUUCAAGCUUUUGAAAUGGCUGAAAGUGGACAAGCCAUUAAAGUUAUGAUUAAAUGUGGCAAAGAAGUUCAAAACUAG